UUGAGAGCAGCAUCACCCACAAACACAAACAACUGCCAUCGAUUUUUCUGUGAAUAGCACAAAAAAAAAGAGAGAAAAAAAGAAAAACAAAGAGGAACAAUAGCGACACAAAAAAAUCUUGUCUAUUGAACAAUUCACUUUUCCAGUCUGUGGAUACCGCUCAAACUAAGUACAGCACUUUGAGAAUUGUUCACAUCGGACGGACUGAAGAGGGAGGCAAGACCUGUGGACCGGGUUUUCCCUCGCAAGUCUGAAUCGGCUCUCGCUACUUAUCCCGUGACAAAAAAAAACAACCCUAAAGGAUAACACGCUUGGACGUUUAUUUUCCCCUAAUUUCGCAGGAGGCUCUUUUUCACGCAAAUUGUCCUAAAUGUUUGGGAUUCAGGAAACUAUACCGCGGGGUGGGACGACGAUGAAGGAGGAACCGCUGGGUGGACUGAACUCGGUCCGCUCCUGGAUGCACACAGCUGGGGUGGUGGAUGCAAACACAGCCGCCCAAAGCGGUGUCGGCUUGGCACGGGCACAUUAUGAAAAGCAGCCCCCUUCCAACCUCAGAAAAUCCAAUUUUUUCCAUUUCGUCCUGGCGCUGUAUGACAGACAGGGUCAGCCCGUGGAGAUCGAAAGGACAGCUUUUGUGGACUUUGUGGAGAAAGAAAAAGAACCAACCAGUGAAAAAACUAACAAUGGGAUACAUUACAAACUUCAGUUAUUGUACAGCAAUGGCGUCAGAACAGAACAGGAUCUUUACAUACGAUUAAUCGAUUCCAUGACGAAGCAGGCCAUAAUAUAUGAGGGCCAAGACAAGAACCCAGAAAUGUGCAGAGUUCUUCUGACUCAUGAAAUUAUGUGCAGCCGAUGCUGUGACAAGAAAAGCUGUGGAAACAGGAACGAGACUCCAUCAGACCCCGUGAUCAUUGACAGAUUCUUCCUAAAGUUCUUCCUCAAGUGCAAUCAGAACUGUCUGAAGAAUGCAGGGAAUCCACGAGACAUGCGCAGAUUCCAGGUUGUCGUAUCGACGACCGUCAAUGUGGAUGGCCAUGUCUUGGCUGUCUCUGACAACAUGUUCGUACACAACAAUUCUAAGCACGGGCGAAGGGCUCGCAGACUCGACCCUUCAGAAGGUACGCCUCCUUAUCUGGAGAAUGCCACCCCAUGCAUCAAGGCUAUCAGCCCUAGUGAGGGAUGGACCACCGGAGGAGCCACUGUCAUCAUCAUAGGGGACAACUUCUUUGAUGGCCUACAAGUUGUGUUCGGCACCAUGCUCGUUUGGAGUGAGCUGAUAACUCCCCACGCCAUUCGAGUCCAGACUCCACCUCGGCACAUCCCCGGUGUUGUGGAAGUCACGCUGUCCUACAAGUCCAAGCAGUUCUGCAAAGGUGCCCCCGGGAGAUUUGUCUAUACUGCCCUGAAUGAGCCAACCAUUGACUAUGGUUUCCAGAGGCUGCAGAAGGUCAUCCCCAGACACCCUGGCGAUCCUGAGAGGUUACCAAAGGAGGUGCUACUGAAGAGGGCGGCUGAUCUUGUUGAAGCUCUGUAUGGAAUGCCCCACAACAAUCAGGAGAUCAUUCUGAAGAGGGCAGCUGACAUCGCCGAGGCCCUGUACAGCGUUCCCCGCAACCACAACCAGAUCCCCUCUCUCGCUAACACAGCCUCCCACGGCAUGAUGGGAGUCAACUCCUUCAGCAGCCAGCUAGCAGUCAAUGUGUCUGAGUCACAAGGGAAUGACCAAGUGGGCUACAGCCGGAACACCAGCAGCGUGUCCCCCCGGGGCUACAUCUCCAGCAGCACCCCGCAGCAGUCGAGCUACAACACCGUCAGCAACAGCAUGAAUGGCUACGGCAAUGCCGGCAUGAACCUGGGAGUGCCAAGCUCCCCUGGGUUCCUCAACGGAUCCUCUGCCAACUCCCCAUAUGGAAUUAAACAAAAGAGCGCCUUCGCCCCUGUGGUCCGACCCCAGGCCUCCCCACCCCCCUCCUGCACCAGCGCCAACGGCAACGGACUGCAAGGUGAGCCCCCCUCACCCCCUCAUCCCUUCCCUACGGACUACUGGUCAGAUACCGCUGCUCAGGCCUCUGUCCGGUUUGCCAUGUCAGGCCUGGUUGUCCCUCCAAUGUAAAUGCACUUUCAUCAUCUCAAGCACCAGUCUACACACUACCACUUCACAGGACACCCCCUCAGCACACAGCAAAACUCUGGUGUAAUGUAUAGUCAACUGCUUGUUCUGUUUUUAAAGAUGAAGAAGAAAAAAAAGAAAAGAAAUGAUUUCCCCCCUCUUCUAAAUGACUUUUGCAAACCUGCAGAAAAAAGGAUUUCAUGAGGAACAAUAUUUUUUUUUCUGUGGGAUUUUUUUUUUUCCUGCAUUUUAUCACAAGAGGACACAGGAUGAUGAAGGGUUUAUUUUGUAUACUUGUCGGGUUGUGCUUCGGCCUUGGAUAUGUCCAAUCAACCACGCAUUCAAUACUGGAAGGGACUCUGUGGACUCACCAUCUGGUUGUAAAGUAAAAACACUGAUGUACAGUACAUUUGCCAAUGAACUUCAGAAAUUGUUUUUCUGUUUCAACUCUCUUUUAAUAGAUUCACAACAGUUGUGUGUCUUUAUAAUGUGACUUUUUGUAUUUUUAUGUGUGAGAAAAAUACACAGGGGCCAAGACAGUUUGAAUUUCAACUGGAAAAUAUAUA
Micropterus dolomieu (smallmouth bass) is the source of this 2679-nucleotide messenger RNA. RefSeq names its product transcription factor COE3. The coding region runs from base 371 to 2116 and encodes 581 amino acids. Gene Ontology annotation, biological process: regulation of transcription by RNA polymerase II. The transcript is spliced from 16 exons. Gene Ontology annotation, molecular function: DNA-binding transcription factor activity, RNA polymerase II-specific; RNA polymerase II cis-regulatory region sequence-specific DNA binding. Lineage: Eukaryota; Metazoa; Chordata; Actinopteri; Centrarchiformes; Centrarchidae. The record is from RefSeq and is a predicted model, not a curated record.